This is a messenger RNA of Xiphias gladius (swordfish), 3570 nucleotides long. RefSeq names its product ADP-ribosylation factor GTPase activating protein 2 (gene arfgap2). The record is from RefSeq and is a predicted model, not a curated record. The coding region runs from base 183 to 1832 and encodes 549 amino acids. Gene Ontology annotation, molecular function: GTPase activator activity. NCBI's taxonomy places the organism in Eukaryota, Metazoa, Chordata, Actinopteri, Istiophoriformes, Xiphiidae. The transcript has 18 exons. Gene Ontology annotation, biological process: COPI coating of Golgi vesicle.
CCUGCCGACCACUGAAGAAACACAGACUGAACUAAUCCUGCCGUUUGAGGGCUUCAUGCUGUCUGGUCGAGCAGAAAGGUUUUAAAGGCGACGGUCAUCAUCGACUUUCGCUUUCGUCACGCUCGGGGGGCACGCCAGCACCCGUAGUGACGUCAGCCUAUGGAAAUUGUCAGAGUGGCAAGAUGGCUACGGAACCAAAUAAGACUGAAAUCCUCACCAUUUUCAAAAGAUUAAGAUCUAUUCCCACGAACAAGGUAUGUUUUGAUUGCGCAGCAAAAAACCCCAGCUGGGCCAGUAUUCCCUAUGGAGUUUUCUUGUGCAUCGACUGCUCUGGCAUCCACCGCUCCCUGGGAGUGCAUCUCAGCUUCAUCAGAUCCACUGAGUUAGACUCCAACUGGAACUGGUUUCAGCUUCGAUGUAUGCAGGUUGGAGGCAAUGCCAAUGCGACGGCAUUCUUCCGACAGCACGGCUGCUCUACAAACGACACCAAUGCCAAGUAUAAUAGUCGUGCAGCCCAGAUGUACAGGGAGAAGAUUCGGCAACAAGCGAAUGCUGCAUUGUCCAAAUAUGGCACAGAUCUGUGGAUUGACUCUCCUGCCGGGAGCACUCCUGCAGUUCCUGAGAAGAAAGAGACAGACUUUUUUGCCGAACAUACGCAGCCUGCUAACGACUGGAGCAUGGCGCCACCCUCUGAGCCGGAGCAGAACGGAGCCACUGUCACCCCACAGCCGACUGAGACAACACCCAAAGGCCAGGAUGACAACCAGCCAGAGGAAGGACCCAGCAUCGAUGGUCUGAGCACAUCUCCCAAAGCCUCCAUUGAGGACUCCAUGCGUUUGUCGUCACAGGAAGGAUGCACGUUCCAAGAUGUGAAACCCUCCAUCAUUGGAAAAAAGAAGCCCAUAGCUGCCAAAAAAGGGCUUGGUGCAAAGAAAGGUCUCGGUGCCCAGAAGGUGAGCAGUAAGAGUUUCUCUGAGGUGGAGAAACAGGCGCAAGUGGCUGAGAAGCUCAGAGAGGAGCAAGCUGCUGAGGCAAAGAAGCAGGCUGAAGAAUCAAUUGUGGCCUCGAUGCGUUUGGCUUACAAAGAGCUGGAGAUCGACAGGAAGAUGGAGGAAAAGAAGCUUCAGAACCUGGAAGGCAAGAAGAGAGAGCAGGCCGAGAGACUGGGCAUGGGCUUCGGAAACAGGAGUGCCGUGUCUCACUCAGUGAUGUCAGAGAUGCAGGUGAUCGAGCAGGAAACUCCCGUGGGAGCCAAGUCCUCCUCCCGCUCCAAACUGGACAUGUUUGAUGAGCCGGGCUUCACCUCUGGACCCCCAAAGUAUAAGGACAACCCCUUUACAGUGGGAGAUAGUUUUGGAUCCCGGUGGGAUACUGAAGGAGGAAGUGCCUCCUUUACCACCUCCUGGGCUCUGGAGAAAGACGACCCCAAAGAGGAGGUCACCAUCUCUAGUAUUCAGCCAAUCGGAGAGAGACUUCCCAGCAGAAGAAAAGCCGAGGUGUCAGCUCCAGUGUCGGAGUCGAGUGAGGCCAGGCAGAAGUUCGCCAAUGCAAAGGCGAUCUCUUCGGACAUGUUUUUUGGUCGGGAGAGCAGCGCCGAGUAUGAUGCGAAGACAAGAUUGGAGAGCAUGUCCGGAAGCACCUCCAUCAGUUCAGCUGACCUGUUUGGGGAUGGCAGUGACCAUAAAGGGAGGGCAUCAGGCUUUGACAGUGUGCUCCCCUCCGGCCCGGACAUCGCACAGUUCAAACAGGGAGUUAAGACUGUAGCGGGCAAGAUGGCUGUCCUCGCCAACGGUGUCAUGAACACGAUCCAGGAUCGUUACGGCGCCUACUGAUCUGCGCUGAGAGAUGAGCACCAACCUGUGGGAAGACAUACUAACUAACGCCUGUAUAGAGCCAACCAGCCUCCUGACUGACACGUGCGUUUGGGCGGAGGAGAUGGGACAGAAGGGAGACGGGAAGCAGAAAGGAUUGCAUGGGGAAAAGAAAUCAUCCUUCUCGCCCGUCCCUCUUUUAGAGACAAUUUCACAGGAGUGAGACAGUAUUUUUCUUCUCCCAUUCUCAUUAGCAGACUCUUGAGUUUUAUUUUCGUAAAGGAAACCAUCGAAGGGUGUAGUCUUUUCUAAAUCAAGAGUUUUGUUGUAAUUUACCGUUGAGAAGUUUUUGGUCUUAGAUUUUCCAGAUGACGUCAAGAGUUAAUUCUACUAUAUUUUAUUCCUUCUACCUAAAUCAGAGUUUUUGGUUCGUAUAAUCAAAUACUUCACGCUUAUGUCUUUUCUUUUGUUUUAUUGUGGUAUUAAAAAAGGUGCAGUAUAUAUUUUCAACUUUUAGCGUUAAUUCGAACAAGGAUCCACAAUGUUUGCAUUUAGUGUUUGAUUCACUGCUGCUCACUUAACGGUAGACUUUGUCCACAGGUUCUGUUUUUCAUUUGCAUUCAGCACUGAAGCCAACUGUCUUGACAAUUUCAGACUCUUUGUGAGCUUGGAACUAUCCCCUUCUGUCUGGGUUAAAGUAUCUACUCGGAAACACUGGAGCAUCACGCAUUUGAUGUCCUAGCUGCUGUGGUUAUUUAUUACCUACCUUUUGAAAAACCGUUAAACCCAGGGAUCACGCAGAUCCGAUACCUCUGGCUGGGUUUGCGUCCCGGCAAAUUUGUGCAAAGUAGUUGGAGAUUUUCAAAUUAGGCAUUUAGGGGGCACUGAACCCAGCCUGUAGUUGUUGUUUAAAAAAAAUAAAUAAAUAAAAAAAGGAAAGUGGGUUUCAAUACAGACAUCAGAUAGAACAUGCUAAGUCCCAGCUCAUAAAACAAUGACACUGUUUUGACUAUGCAUCUCCAUUUUACAACUUUGAAGAAGUUUGUCUUUGCCGGUUGAAACUUAAGUCUGCCUCCGUGUACCUCGACGCUGAAAAAACAAGACGUUUUGUUGAUGCUGCCUUCGUCUCUCAACAGUUUAACCUUUUAUUUUGGAAGGCUGAUGUCUUCGGUUUGUGUGUGUUAAGUGUCAGACAUAUUGGCCAGUGAAAAAUAUACCUGACGUUCAUGGUGUAAAGAUCAUCAUAAGGGGUUGUGCCCCUGACUGAUGAUGAUGAUCCUGAGACAACAUGACGUCUUUGGGACAGGGAACCCUUGCAGUUUUCCUCUAAUGCUGGCCAGGUAGCAUGCAAGUGAAAACAACACAACGUAUCCGGUGUUAACUUCUGUGAUAAAAUCAGUCUUACAUAGCGUGGUGUGACCGCUUACAUGCAUCACACUGUCUUACCAGUUUCCUGUUUGUGAUGCAGCUCGUCUCAGACCCACAGCACCUUCACUUCCUGCUCCCGGCAGACUAGACAUUCAGCGAGUUAUCAGAAAAACUGAGUAGAUGAGAAGUCUAGAAACUGGUUUGUCAUUUUGUUUGAAAAGAUCUGAGUGUCAUAUUUUGUCCUAGCGUGGCCACGCCUGUGUAUGUCCCACCCAUGAUAAACUUCAAAAGUAACUACCAUAUAGACCUGAAAGGAUGAAACAUUCAACUAUUUAUUUGUAGGCUACAAAAAGAAACGUAUUCAGUAUGUCAAUAAAGAUCGAAAACCUCA